UAUGGCGAGUUUUAAUUAUAAUUUUAAGUUCUAGUGCGUUCAUCAAUCGUUAAAACCGCUCAAUUAUCUUCAACUUAUUCAUACCAUGAAGUAAUCUGUUUUUGUUUAUGUUAUAAUUAUUUUAUGACAUGAUUAAUUAACAACAAAAAAAAAAAAAAACUAAGCAUGAAACAAAUUAAUAAAUCGGAAACUGGCGGGCGGUCGCCAUCUUCCGAAUAGAAACUAAUCUUGUGUGUUUUAACACAAGAUUACUUGAAAAAUAUCUACCCUAAUCAGUUUGACAUUCAAUAAACAAUUAAAUUGUGUGAUUAUUUUGAUGUGAUAAAAGUUUGAUUUUGUGUUUACAACAUUUUUGUGAUGUUUGGCAAAGGUUUCGAAUGGGGCGUUGCGUGGAGCCACGGGGAUGACUGAGAACCGAUGUUAUUCUGGAGGCGGCGCUGGCGUGAAGAUGGAACAUUUCCCGGCCGCGCUGGAUCCACGAAAGCAGGAGCUGUUGGAAGCCAGAUUUCUUGGUGCCAGGAUGUCAGCUGGUUCCCAAAUACAGAUGGCACCACAAACGACCGUCAAUUCUACCCAGUCAGUUCAUAGUCAAGACUCCAAUAUGAGUACAGGUUCGUCUCACAGUGAUAAAGAGGUGGACCCAAACACUCCGGAGAAAAUUCCUCGAACACCAUCGGAGCGAACCAAACGAAAACGUAAAGUUGAUGAUGGGGGAGGUUUGCCACCUGUGGGAGGAAAAGGUAUACGUACUGCUACAAGCACAGUGGCUGGAGUGGUUGAUACCAAAAAAACUGUUGAUAUCUUUACAAAACAUCCUGGUAGUAGUCCUAUCCGACAUGGUGGUGCAAAAAGUCCUUCCCCUCAACAGGGCUAUACUGCUUUGUAUCCACCUUCAACCCAACAGGUAGCAUUGCCAUCACCGCAAGUUCCGGUUACUAGUGUACCAUUCGAUUUUUUCAAUAAACAAAAUCCUAGGCCAUUGCCAAUAAUGCCAUCGAAAUCAGUACAGACUGAGCUAACGUGUCAAAAAAUAACAGAAUUUGAGACGCAGGCAUCCUCUGAUUUAGAGGUUCGUAAUAAUAAAAUAGAUGAACUAAAUAGACAGGUUGAAGACCUUAGGCAUCAAGCUGCCGCACAGCAAAAAGUCUUGGAUCAACACAAGCAACAUAUUAAUAAGUGCAUAGAUGUAGUUAAAAAAUUGCUCAAAGAAAAGAGCAACAUAGAAAAGAAAGAAGCGAGACAGAGGUGUAUGCAAAAUAGGUUAAGAUUAGGACAGUUUGUAACGCAAAGAGUAGGUGCAACGUUUCAAGAAAAUUGGACUGAUGGAUAUGCUUUUCAAGAAUUAGCAAGGCGGCAGGAUGAAAUUACUUCAGAGAGAGAAGAAAUAGAUCGUCAAAAGAAAUUAUUAUUAAAGAAAAGACCUUCGAAUAGUGAAACAGGACGUAAAAGAAAUAGUACGGCUACGUCUACAACUUUACAUAAUGGCACGGAAGCAACGUUCCUCAAACCAGACGCUGUUCCUUCGGCCAGUUUUUCAUGGCAAGAAUAUUAUGAAUCUGAUGAAAUUUUAAAGUUAAGGCAAAGCGCGCUUAAGAAAGAAGAUGCGGAUUUACAAUUAGAAAUGGAAAAAUUAGAAAGGGAAAGAAAUUUACAUAUUCGAGAGUUGAAACGUAUUCACAAUGAAGAUCAAUCUAGGUUUAAUAAUCAUCCUGUAUUAAAUGACCGAUAUUUGUUAUUAAUGUUAUUAGGAAAAGGUGGAUUUAGUGAGGUACAUAAAGCGUUUGAUUUAAAAGAACAGCGAUAUGUUGCCUGUAAAGUACACCAACUUAAUAAAGACUGGAAGGAGGAUAAGAAGGCAAAUUACAUUAAGCAUGCUUUACGGGAAUAUAAUAUUCACAAAGCGUUAGAUCAUCCCCGAGUUGUUAAGUUAUUUGAUGUUUUUGAAAUAGAUGCCAAUUCAUUUUGUACUGUUUUGGAAUAUUGUGAUGGACACGAUUUAGAUUUUUAUUUAAAGCAGCACAAAACGAUACCAGAAAGAGAAGCUAGAUCGAUUGUGAUGCAGGUAGUAUCUGCAUUGAAGUACCUGAAUGAGAUUAAGCCACCUGUGAUUCAUUAUGAUUUGAAGCCUGGAAAUAUUUUACUAACUGAAGGAAAUGUUUGUGGUGAAAUAAAAAUCACUGAUUUUGGCCUCAGUAAAGUAAUGGAUGAGGAGAAUUAUAACCCCGAUCACGGUAUGGAUCUUACAUCUCAAGGAGCUGGAACGUAUUGGUAUUUGCCACCGGAAUGUUUUGUUGUUGGAAAAAAUCCACCAAAAAUAUCUUCCAAAGUUGAUGUAUGGAGUGUAGGUGUAAUUUUUUAUCAAUGUUUAUAUGGCAAAAAACCUUUUGGACAUAAUCAAUCUCAAGCAACAAUAUUAGAAGAAAAUACGAUACUCAAAGCGACAGAGGUACAAUUUGCAAAUAAACCAACAGUUAGUAAUGAAGCAAAGAGUUUUAUAAAAAGCUGUUUGGCAUAUCGGAAAGAGGAGCGUAUAGAUGUAUUUUCAUUAGCCCGACAUGAAUAUUUACAACCCCCAAUUCCUAAACACGGUCGAUUGACGAGCUCUCAACAGCAAGCAGCUGCCGUACAACAACAAGCUCAUCACCAGGUACAGCAACAACAGAAUAGUUUCACCGCUGGCAUGUUUGGUGGGAUGAACGCGUCUAGUUCCUCGUAGCUGACAGUCUCUGGCAAACGACGAAAGUGUUCUCGUAUAGUUAAAAAUAAAACAUUUACUAUUUAAUUAAUUAUUAAUAACAAAAUAUACAUUUUAUGUAGCAAUAAUUGCUAUAUUUAAAUCAAAGUCAUAAUAUUUAAAUAAAUAAAACAAAUGAAGUUUGGAAACAAAAAAUGGCCACCAACUUACAAAUGGCAGCACAAUAGAUAGUGUGAAGUUAUUUGUGUGUAUAAGUGAAAACAAAUUGUGUGAAAAACUUUAAAAAAAUAAUUUAAAACAAUUUAAACAUUUAAAAUUAGUGCGAACGAACGUUGACUGGAUGAUAGUUCCUCGUUAGCGGCGCGGCGGUGUGUACAUAGUUUAUUCGGAGGCCGUUGUUUGUGCAGUGCCCGCCUCCACCGGCUCAGUGGACCAUAUACUCUGGGAGUAUUCUGUGAAUACAAACCCUUAUUAAUUAAAACAAAAAAACUACCCCUCUCUUUAUCCAUCCCCUCCCCCCCUACACUCUCUCUAUCUCUCUUCUUACUACUAUUCUAUUACAUUAAUUAUAACCACGUUAUAACGUCUUAUUCGAGCUCUAUUUACUGCUUUACCGCUUCCAGACACAACUGGUUCACAGUGUUGUACAGUUAUUAUGUGGAUGUUUUACGACACAGUUCCACAACAGCAAUCCCUCUAUCAUUUAAAACAAAAACAAAACGUACCAAAUCUUCCCUCCGUUUUUAAACUUUCAUUCAAAAAUAUAGAUAAACAUAAAUAAUAAACAUAGUACUAUAUAAUCUCGUGUUGUAAUAUAUGUUUGAUGUAUUGUCCAAGUUUCAUUUGUUUUUGUUUUGGUUUUCCUACAUAUGAUGUAUUAUAAUUACACAGUGUAAUUAAAUUCGAACGAAAAUGUGAUCCCCCACCUAUAUUUAAUAUAUUAAAAAUUGAUAUAUGCUCAAAAAGGGUGUUAGACGAAUUUCAAUUGGACAAUAUAAUUGUCACCGAAUUAUGAAAAAUUUGUACUAUAUAUUUUUGCUAGUAUUCGAAGUAUUAUUUUAAGGAAAUCGCUAGUCAUUUUCAUUAAAAAAAGAACAUUUUAAUUUAAAAAAAAAAACCAUCUUCAAUUUAAAUUCGUCUUUAAUUUAUUUAAUCAUCGUACUGUAUUUACAAAACCAUCAAAUUUCUUUUUUUAUAAUUUUAAAUGUAAUAUUUUUUUUUUAAAGAAAAAAAGUAAGCAAUAAAGAAGUGUUGUAAUUUUGUUUUUUUUUUAUAAACAAUUUUGUAUAUCUUUGUAUGAAAAUGUAUGAAACUUGGAGUUUGCUCGGCAUAUAAUAUGAUUCUCGUGGUAGAGUUACAAAUAGAUAAGAUAGAGGGCCUGUUAUGACUGUGCUGAUUCAUCAAUCAAUUAAAAAAAAUAUUGUUAACAUGAAUUUUAAUAAAAUGGAGUAUGUUGUAAAAAAAAAAACGAAAUCAUAAAAAAACUCUGGAGACUGAUCAAAAUGGCAUAAUAUGAAGAUUGACGGUGUUUAUAUUUCUCUCAUAAAAUGGCAUUGUAAAAUUUGUGGUUUAAUUUUCUUUUCUUCUGUUUUGGUUAUAUAUUAUUAUAUAUACAAUUCCUUUAUAUGGAAUAUCUCCUAAUAUAUAUCUUUAGAUUUUCGAAGUAAUAAACCUCGUCGAAAUAAACAAUUUUUAAUUAUAAACUUGUAUCGUAUCCAAACUUUCUUCAAGGCGCCAUAAGAUUGAGCAAGAAGAAAUCUUAACCCUUCAGACUGGUCGUUUUUCGUACAACUAUCUUUACCUUUGUGAUGAGAGAAAAUCUCACACCCAAGCGUUAAGAGCGAAAUUUCAAACUUUGUUUAAAACAUUUACAUGUGAAAAUACAUUAAUUCAUACAAAAGAGUAGUAUAUUAUUAAAUUUACUUAUUUAUUAAAUGUUCUCGAUAGACGGUAAUAUCACUUGUAAAAUAUAUUAUAAUAAUUAUCGCAUUUUAUUUAUCUGUCAUCUGUCAUUGAAAAUACAGUGUAUCUACGGAGAUAGCCGAAGUAUAACGAAUUAAUUCGAAUUUCUAUUUUUUUGUAACCGAUUUUACUGAAGUGGUGAGAAAAACUCUCACAGCUCUUGAUUUUUUUUUCUCUAUAUUUUGAGUUAAGUGGUCAUUUACAUUUGAAAUUUUGAAAAAGCAUAUGUCUUAAAAUAAGCGUGAGAGAAUCUAUUUACGCAACCGUUCUGAUAGACUAAAGCAAUAUUAAUACUGUGGUGCAAAACUUAGUAUUCGUGUUAAGUGUCAAGAGUGUUGAUUCUCUUUCGUUGGUCUUGGAGGUUUUAGAAAUACAACUUUGUAAAAAUUGUUUGGAGAAAUAUUAGUGAGGCCGAUCCAUAAACACAAUUUCUGUCUAUCAUGCUCGGAAAAAAUAAUUGCUUUGUUACUCAUGGGGCAAAUCGCGGAAGCGUACGGAAAAAGAAUACCUUUUUCGGGAUUAAAAUAUUUUUAUGUUACAUUUCUAACAUCUCCUAGGCUAGCAACAAGAGUAACAGACAAUAUGAUCGUUUCUGCUGUAUUGAUGAGUCAGCGUAAUGUUAAGAAGGAUAUCACGAAAGCAUUUGAACACGGGAGCCACGUUUGUGAGAUUGCGGGCAUUUAUAGUUAAAAUUUGUUUGUUUUGAAGAUUUAUCACUCCCAAAACUUAGAAAUAAAUAUUUUUGUUGAGAUAUUCCGUGUAUCUUAUAUAUAUAUAUAUAUAUAAAUAUAUAUAUUAGUAUGUAUUGAAGCCGAUAAGUUAUUUUUAUGAAGUGACCUUGCUUUGUAACAUAGGAGUGUGUAUUGUUAUUUUAUU
Messenger RNA from Chrysoperla carnea, 5533 nucleotides. It is a transcript of the gene Tlk, whose product is annotated as serine/threonine-protein kinase tousled-like 2. Gene Ontology annotation, biological process: intracellular signal transduction; chromosome segregation; peptidyl-serine phosphorylation. The transcript has 13 exons. Gene Ontology annotation, molecular function: ATP binding; protein serine/threonine kinase activity. The coding region runs from base 404 to 2716 and encodes 770 amino acids. NCBI's taxonomy places the organism in Eukaryota, Metazoa, Arthropoda, Insecta, Neuroptera, Chrysopidae. The record is from RefSeq and is a predicted model, not a curated record. Gene Ontology annotation, cellular component: nucleus.